CUGAUCUGAGUAAAAAUGAUUUGCAGUCUUCCACCUUAGGGUGUACCGGCGCAGGGAGGGACACCAGCCAGAACAAAUCAAAGACUUUAUGUUUCAUGAAAUGGCAACUAGGACCACCGGGAUCUUGUCGGACCUGUCUGGAUGGAGAACACGCUGAAACGACGUCAUGGCCAUGGAGAGCAGUGUGUCGAAUACCUGCUACCACAGCCACAAUGUCUCCUUCUUCUACAACUGGGUGGGUAAGAAGAUCAGUACAACAUGGACAACGCGGGACUUUGUGGUGAUUGGACUGGGCCUGACCGUGUGUCUCAUCGUAGUUCUGGCCAACCUGAUGGUGAUGGUGGCGAUCUUUAUGAACCGCCGCUUCCACUUCCCCAUAUACUAUCUCCUGGGCAACAUGGCAGCAGCAGACUUGUUUGCCGGUAUUGCCUAUGUCAACCUGAUGUUGAACACGGGCCCCUGGACCAGCACACUCACUAAGGAGCAGUGGUACAUCCGCGGGGCUCUGAUCGACAUCAGCCUGACGGCCUCCGUGGCCAACCUGCUGGCUGUCGCCGUGGAGCGCCACCAGACCAUUCUCACCAUGCAGCUGCACAGCAAGAUGACCAAGCGUCGGGUGGUGUUGCUGAUAGUUUGCAUCUGGGCUGUGGGCAUCAUCAUGGGCCUGGUGUCCUCCAUUUGGAACUGUGAGUGUCGUCUGGAGGACUGUUCCACUGUCGCUCCCCUCUACAGCCGCCGCUUCCUCAUCUUCUGGGCGGUUCUAAACCUGUUCACUUUCUUCAUCAUGGUGGCCAUGUACACUCGCAUCUUUGUCUACGUAAGAUACCAGAGCCAGUACGUGGCCCAGCACACACUGGACAUGCAACACCGCCAGACUAUUAUCAACCUGAUGAAAACCAUCUCCAUGGUUCUGGGCGCCUUCGUAAUCUGCUGGACUCCUGGACUCGUGAUUCUCUUAUUGGACGGGCUUCUGGGUAAAGACAGCCGCGCCAAUGACUAUGAGAAGUACUGUCUGGUGAUAGCUGAGUGCAACUCUCUGGUCAACCCCAUCAUCUAUUCCCUGCGAGACAACGAGAUGCGGAGCACGUUCAAGCGAAUCCUGUGCUAUCUGUGCUGGAGAGCUGAUGAUCAGCAGAUAGGGUCUUCGCCUAUUGAUAUUGACUCACCAUCACCAGAGGAAAUCCUUAACUGUGUCCAGAAGUCAGAAGAUGAGGCCAUGUGUAUGCGUGAGGACACCAACAAUAAAGAAGAAAGUUGGACAAUGCUUGGGGUAUGAUGGCUGUAGGCCCGCAAUUAAAAAAGAAAAAAAAUAAUUUGUCAUCUAAUCAGGAAACUGUAAUUUUUUUUUUUUUUUGCUGAACAUCAGCAGACAUCUGCCAAACUACCUCACUUCCAUGUUUGCAUUUGUAAAUUGACUAUAAAAAUGUAUAUAAAGAUGCAUCAAAUUAAAAAGCUGAAAAGGA
Molecule: messenger RNA, 1463 nt
Organism: Toxotes jaculatrix (banded archerfish)
Lineage: Eukaryota; Metazoa; Chordata; Actinopteri; Toxotidae
Gene: lpar2a
Product: lysophosphatidic acid receptor 2a
Exons: 4
Coding region: 167-1276 (369 amino acids)
Biological process (GO): G protein-coupled receptor signaling pathway
Cellular component (GO): membrane
Molecular function (GO): lysophosphatidic acid receptor activity
Source: RefSeq, a predicted model, not a curated record